CGAAAUAUUAAUCCACUAAAACUGUGUAAUGGCACCAGAUUGGCAGUGAAAAAUUUAUUGCCAAAUUUGAUUGAAGCUACGAUCUUAACUGGUAAAUCAAAAGGAGAAGUUUGUUUAAUACCGCGUAUCCCUAUGAUUCCAAACGAUUACAAUAUUCAAACGAUUACAAUAUCAUGUGCGUUUAUCAUUUGCGAUGUCCAUCAACAAAGCUCAAGGGCAAACAAUUAACGUUUGUGGUGUGAAUUUGGAGGAAUCAUGUUUUUCACAUGUCCAACUUUAUGUUGCCUGUUCCAGAGUCGGUACCCCCAGCCGUUUGUUUAUUCAUGCACAAAAUGGAAAAACAAAAAAUAUUGUUUAUCCAAAUGUUUUGGAUAGCUAGCAAAUAAUUAAAUAUAUAUUUUUUUUAUAAAUGAGUUUGAUUUAAUAUUUCACUUUAUACGUAGCGAAGCACGUACCGGGCCGCUAUAAAUAUUAUAUGUAUUCAUUGUAUUGCUUUCAAAAAAUCAUAAAGUUAAUCUGGCAACACGUCAAACUGUGAAGUUUAAUUUUUCCUCGGUUCUUGAAUUUGUGCUUAAAUUUAUUAAUAUAAUUGAAGAAAGUUUUACUUUUAAUAAGUGUAAUCUAAAGCUAAGUAUUUGUGCUAAUUUGCUUUUGUGUUAUAUUUAAAUUUUAAUUGUAUUUUAACUAUUUUCUUAAAUUCUGGUGCCGAGUCUUUUAAAUCAUUUGUUGUUGUUAUCAAUUAUCAAUUUUAUUUCCUACUUUGCAAUUGUUUGUGCGAUUGCAUAUUGUUUUUGUUUUAAUUUGCUCUUUCUCUUUUGAUUCGUCUUUUUUCUUUCACUUUUGCUCACAGCUGUUUGCGUGUUAUUUUUAAGUGGCUCAGUGCUUCUCAAACUGCUCACUAUUAUAUUGGUUGUGAUCUCGGCUAAUUCAGUAUAACUAUUAUUGUUUUUCUAUUUACUAUUAUAUUAUAUUUUAAUUUUAUUAUUAUUUACUAUUCUGUUUUUUCCUUCAAUUUAAAUUUUUUUUUUUUUUUUCAUAAUGACUUGCAAUUUUCCGAAUUGUACUAUUAAAGGCGAUUCUGAUUGUUUUGUUUCUUGUUGGCUUUGUGACGGGCUUGCCCAUCUUAAAUGUGCUGGAUUGACAGGUAGAAUCUUAGAUUCCAUUCUCGAUGGAAAGGGUCUGCGCUGGUCGUGCUUAAAGUGUAGACCGACAGAUAUUGAAUUAUUUAAAGUUUUUAAACAGGCGCGCAAUAAUUUUAAAGAAAUCGGUCGAGAACUUCAAAACCUUACAGAAAAAUUUAAGCAUUAUGAAGUGUUGUUUCAAUCAUUUAAAUGCCUAAAUGAUCAAGAUGAUAAUGCUAAGCCUUCAUCAAAACGUAAACGUCCGUCUAAUGAAGAACCUGCCACUUUGUCCGUAAAAAGUAUGUCACCGGUGAAAUUAGACCUUAUUAAUCUCUCAUCUCCAUGCCCUCAAGGAGAGAAGCCUUCCUCUUCAAAAGUGCUUAAUCCUCCGAAAACAAAUAACGAUAACCUUAAGCGGAAAACUAUUCAGGAUCCGCCUCCUAUUAACUCUGAGUUUGUGGCAAAAAAUUUGGUAGUAAUACCUCAACGAAAAUCAAUUUUCGUUUCGAGAUUCGCUUCGGAUACCACAAUCGAAGAUAUAAAGUUUUACAUCUCGUCGAAAUUAAAAAUUAACGAUAUUGAUAUUGAUGUCAGAAAAUUUAACUUUAAAUACGAAAGAAACAUAUCUUCUUUCAAGAUUGGCGUUUCAGCUGUUAAUUUUCAAUUGCUACUUGAUGAAUCAUUUUGGCCACCUGGUGCUUUCGUGCGCGAAUUCGAGCAAAAGCAACAAAAACAAACUGUAAUACUGUACUAUUUGCUGUGCAUUCUUCAAUUCCAUCUGAAGAAGUAGAAGUUCCUCAUGCGGACUUUAUUGAAUUUAAGUGCAUACGAAUUUGUAUUAAUAAAUGUUCUAUUUAUCUAACUUUAUCUUAUAUUCCGCCUCAAUCGGACUUAUCUGUAUAUAUGCAGCAUGCUUCUUUAAUAAAUAAUGUUUUUUCAAUUGCUAAGAAUACUGAUUACAUAAUUGUUCUAGGCGAUUUCAAUUUACCGUGUGUAUCUUGGAAAUCUGUUGACGAUUGCAUUACCCCUUUUUGCACUCGUUUAAGCUUUAAUGAGUUUUUGGAAGAAAUGUCUGGGAUGGGUCUUAACCAAAUUAACUUAAUUCCGAACAAGUUUGGUAAAUUCUUAGAUUUGGUCUAUGUUGAUAAUUCUUCAACAGUUUCUGUGGUCCGAUCUGAUCCUUUAGUUUUGCCAGAGGACUCUUAUCACCCUGCCUUGGAAAUUAAUAUCGAAAUCAUAGACGAAUUACUUGUAUGCAACAAACAGGACCUUUGUUCUCGGUUCAACUUUGCGAAAGCUAACUUCAAAAAGAUUAAUUGUGAACUUUCUAAAUUGACUUGGCCUGAUUAUAGUGGUAAUAUUGAAUUAAAUGUAUCACAUUUUAAUGAAACAAUUUAUAAUAUUUUUGAAAGAUUUGUUCCGAAAUGUUUUAUUAUCAAAAGAAAAAGUUCAAAUUUGUGGUAUUCGAAUGAGCUAUGUAAAUUAAAAAAUAAAAAAGCUCGUGCUUUUAAACUUUCUUGUUGACUAUUUAAAAUAUUCUAAAUUGCGUCGUCAGUUUGAGGAACUUAACAAAAAAAUGUUAUAAAAACUACAUAAUCAAAGUAAAAAAUAAUAUUAUUCGUGUUGACGCCGCCCCCGCCUAAUUUCACUGCCACGUCUGUGUCGGAAGAGCGAUCACUACUUCGAAGCUUUUUCGAAGUCUUAAUUCGAAUAUUUGAAGUUGCGCUCUUGCCUUUUUGCUUUUUCUUAACUGCUUCCUUUGCGACAUCUCAACCGAUCCAGACGUGGUAAGUGUAAUUCCAAUUAAUUUAAUAAAAUUAUAAUUAUUAUAAGAAUAUUUGAUCUUCUUUUUUUGGAUUACUUUGUGUGGAAUCAAUUGCGCCCUCUAUUUCCCCACGGCCAACCACAAAUACGAAACGAAGCACACCGUACUCCACCACCUGAGCUAACAUUGGUCCUUCGAGCCGGAUAACAGAAAUUAUCAAAAAUGACGACCAUCAAUUGCCCGUUAUGCAUAGAUAAUCAUCUUCUACGCUGGUGCCCAAAAUUUCGCCAGAUGUCCCCAGAAAAUAGGCUGAGGACAACCUUAAUACACCGCUAUUGCAGCAACUGCCUUGCCUCGAACCACUCAAAGGAUGAGUGCGACAGCGUAAUACGCUGUAAACGUUGCGGCAGCCCUCACCAUACAAUGCUCCAUGGCAUUAGUUCAGAUGUCGAAGAACUAGACGAGGAUGUCGUAGAGUUAACAUGGGCACAACAAGUCGAGGCAGCGGAAAUGGAAGAGGAAACCAUCGCUACGACGGAUUCGAUACCUAUUCAACCAUGUCAACCGACGGCAUCAGUCAUGCAACCAAGGGAAAGCUCUGACCAACGAUGCCUCUCCCGCAUACCACACGCCCAGGAUCGAGCCAGACUCGAUUCGUCUCGCCGACUUCGGCGUGCUGGUAACUUCUAUUCGGAUUGGCGGCAUGGUAACGAUCGACUGAGACUCGAUUCGUCUCAGCGACAUUACCCGGACCCAGCGGAACGCAAUGCGUCCCGCCGGCCACCCCGUCCGAAGAGAAGGCGAGGACAAGGUGCUCGACGUCAAGCAGACGCACGCCGUAUCAUCAAGGAUAGGCACGCGACACUACCUUGGCAGCAAAAAAUAGCGCUUUCACCGACCGCCUUAAUCAAGAUACGCCCGGCAACCAGGUUUAUCACUGUGCGAGCCAUGAUUAACCCGGUCAGUCCAUCCACUGUCAUUCUCGCCUCCACUAUUACACGACUGCGACUCCGCACACAAGCCCGUGGAGACAGCCGAGUGUGCGAUUUCAUGUUUCGAGACAACCAUGGUGGACAGUCAGAAAUCUCCGUAACAGCAAAAAUACAACGUCAUCAACUACCACCGACGCCAGUAAGGUCUCUGGAAGACCACACUCUUCAACACUUCCAGAACCUAAGACUCGCAGACAACGACUUCUACAAGUCAGCGCCAGUCGAGGUAAUUUUGGGAGCGGACAUCUACUCCCGGCUCAUACUACCAGGGUUACAACCAGCGACAGUGGGACAACUCGUCGCCCAAAAUACGACGCUGGGAUAUGUAAUAUCCGGCGUCGUAUAAUACGGCCCAAUAAAAUGCACUGGCUGCCUACGCCUCUGACAUUUACCAUUUACCCAGGAUCGAGUCAGACUCGAGUCGUCUCACCGACCUUGGAAUGUGGUAAUUUCUACGCAGUUUGGUGGCAUGGUAAUGACCGUCUAAGGCUCCAUUUGUCUCAGCGGCAUUUCCCGGACCGAACCAGACUCGAUUCGUCUUGUCGGCCACCCCAUCUGCAAGAAAUGCAUCGCUUGCCAGAGGAAGUAUAGGAGCCAGUCGCAUGUUAGUUUUAAGUAAUAAUUAAUUAAUUGUAAACUACAUUUAAUAAUUAAUUGUAAACUGCAUUUGCAGUAAUACUGCAAGGCGGGCGGAAUGUUGACGCCGCCCCCGCCUAAUUUCACUGCCACGUCUGUGUCGGAAGAGCGAUCACUACUUCGAAGCUUUUUCGAAGUCUUAAUUCGAAUAUUUGAAGUUGCGCUCUUGCCUUUUUGCUUUUUCUUAACUGCUUCCUUUGCGACAUCUCAACCGAUCCAGACGUGGUAAGUGUAAUUCCAAUUAAUUUAAUAAAAUUAUAAUUAUUAUAAGAAUA
Molecule: messenger RNA, 4789 nt
Organism: Zeugodacus cucurbitae (melon fly)
Lineage: Eukaryota; Metazoa; Arthropoda; Insecta; Diptera; Tephritidae
Exons: 2
Coding region: 3109-4224 (371 amino acids)
Source: RefSeq, a predicted model, not a curated record